AUGGAGACUUCAGCUCCAACAGCCACUGAGAAGAAGGAGUGUAAGGGUUCAGGUCUGGAUGGAAGCAGCUUCUCGGAAAUCCCAAAGAAGCCCUCGCCCACCACGCUGACCAGAGGUGCCCACCACCUCUUCCCCACGUUUCACACACCCAUCCCCAUCGACAUGAGACACCAUGAAGGGCGAUACCAUUAUGAGCCACACCCACUCCACGCCAUGCAUGGACCUCCAGGACUGACGGGCAGUCCAGUCAUCUCAGAUAUUUCCCUAAUCCGUCUAUCACCCCACGUGGCGCCCGGGACGAGUGAGUCACCGUUCAGCCCUCCACAUCCUUACGUAAGCCCUCACAUGGAGCACUACCUACGAUCAGUACACGGCAGCCCCACCCUCUCCAUGAUCUCAGCGGCCCGAGGACUGAGCCCUGCAGAAGUGACCCACGAACACCUGAAGGACCGCGCCCUCUUCAGUCUCCCCCCUCCACCACCAGGGGCCAACCCCACAGAGUACUACCACCUGAUGGCGAGUGCCAGCCAGCGAAGCCCCUACGGUGACCUGCUGAUGCAGAGCAGUGCAGCAGCAGCAGCAGCAGCAGCGGCAGCAGCAGCAUCAGCAGCAGCAGCGCACCUCCCAGAUUAUAUCGGCCCUGUGGAUGUGUCACGUUUCUCUAGCCCACGUCUGACACCUCGACUGAGCAGGAAGCGGGCACUAUCUAUAUCCCCGCUGUCAGAUGCCAGCAUUGACCUGCAGACCAUGAUCCGCACCUCACCCAACUCCCUGGUGGCUUACAUCAACAACUCCCGCUCCAGCUCUGCUGCUAGCAGCUCCUACGGCCACCUUUCUGUUGGAGGAAUCAGCCCCUCGUUCAGCUUCCCCCAUCCUAUCAACCCUGUGGCUUACCAGCAGCUGUUGUCCCAACAGAGGAGUCUCAAUGCCUUUGGCCACACGCCUCCUCUCAUCCAACCAUCACCGACCUCUUUCGCCGCUCGCCAACACCCCCUUACUGCUUCAACUAUGUCCACCUCCCACAACAGCUCCAACUCUGAAGCAAACCAGAAUGCCAGUGGAGACCCUGCAGUGAGUAGCACAGUCAACCCAUUGACCACCAAGAGGUCAAAGGUUAAGACGGAAGCAGAGGGUCCACUUCCCAUCUCUCCUUCCUCUCAGGACCACUGUGUGGGGAUCUUGGACCUGAGUGAGGAUCUGGAUAAAGACGAGUGCAAACAGGAGCCAGAGGCCAUAUAUGAGACCAACUGCCAUUGGGAGGGCUGUAGCAAGGAGUAUGACACCCAGGACCAACUAGUUCAUCACAUCAACAACGACCACAUCCACGGUGAGAAAAAGGAGUUUGUGUGUCGCUGGGAGGAGUGUUCAAGGGAGCAGAAGCCCUUCAAGGCUCAGUACAUGCUGGUGGUCCACAUGAGACGUCACACAGGGGAGAAGCCGCAUAAAUGCACAUUUGAGGGCUGUGCCAAAGCUUACUCUCGCCUGGAGAACCUCAAGACCCACCUUAGGUCCCACACCGGGGAGAAACCGUAUGUGUGUGAACAUGAAGGCUGCAACAAGGCCUUCUCCAACGCCUCAGACCGGGCCAAGCACCAGAACCGCACACACUCUAAUGAGAAACCAUAUGUGUGUAAGAUCCCGGGUUGUACCAAGCGCUACACAGACCCCAGCUCUCUCAGGAAGCAUGUUAAGACAGUCCAUGGACCCGAAGCCCAUGUCACCAAGAAACAACGGAGCGACGCUCCUCCAAGGCUGCAGCCACCCAAAGGCAACGGGGAGAAUGAGACAAAUUCCAAACUUGCUGCAAGAAGUAUGGAUGGCAAGAUUGAAGCCAACAGCACCUCUAGAGGAGUUGAAGACUGCCUACAAGUCAAAUCCAUUAAGACCGAGAACUCAAUGAUGUAUCAGUCCAGUCCUGGCGGCCACUCGUCAUGUAGCAGUGAGCCGUCGCCUCUCAGCAGUGCCAACAACAACGACAGUGGAGUAGAGAUGGCCUUGCACAGCGGGGGCAGCUUCGGGGACCUCAGCGCACAGGAUGAUUGCCCCAUGGUUGACUCCACUGUUCCUGCAGGGGGACAUCAGGCUGGGGUGGGGCUUCAGUUGAGGAAAGCUGUGGGUCAUGGUGGCGCAGUCACCAUCAAGCUGGAGAACAUCAAAAAGGAAAGGCUGAAGACAGUGAGGGACUCCUGCCCAUGGGUCAACUCUGCACCACAGCCCCCACAGGGCCAACGCAGCAGCAUGAAGCUGCCUCCCAUACCUGCAGUCGGUUCCCUGCUGGAGAGCUCCAACAUGAUAAGUAACUUAAGUGGUUCAUACCCUGGCCAACGAGUGGGUGACAUGUCUUCAUGCGAAGUAACACUGCUGAACCAGCUGAACGAGCGGCGGGACAGCACAACUAGCACCAUCAGCUCAGCUUACACUAUGAGUCGGCGCUCCUCCGGUAUUUCACCCUGCUAUUCCAGCCGCCGCUCCAGUGAGGCGUCCCAGUUUGGUGCUAACCGCCACAACAAUACUAGUUCGGCUGACUCCUACGACCCAAUCUCCACUGAUCUGUCUCGCCGCUCCAGUGAAGCUAGCCAGUGUGGAGGUGGUGGUGUCAGUGGAGGAGGCGGAGGAGGUCUACCAAGCCUACUUAGUCUGACACCAGCACAGCAUUAUCGACUUAAGGCAAAGUAUGCUGCUGCCAUUGGUGGAGCUCCACCUACUCCUCUCCCAAAUAUGGAUCGAAUGAGCCUGAGGACCCGAAUGGCACUCUAUAGUGAUUCCCAGGAGGGCUUAUCACACCCAUUCCAUCAACCACCCUCUGGAACUGUGCCUCGGCGAUGUAGCGAUAUUGGAUAUGGCACACGGAGCAUGAUGCCCCAUGAGGUACCACCCAACCUUCCACGUCGUGCAAGUGAUCCAGUGCGUCGUUCCACACUAGACCCUCUCUCUUUUCCAAGGGUUCAGCGAUAUAACAGCAUGAACAGCAUGAACCCCAUGAAUGGUCCAUCAGUUGAACGCCACCAAGUGCUGGCUAUGCAAGGCUACACUCGCUCUGAUGGCAGCCUACAACGCUACCCAUUUGCACCCAGACCACCGAGCAUUUCUGAGAAUGUUGCCAUGGAGAACAUGGCAGUAGAUGGGAUGAUAGUUGGGGGGGAGCAGGGUGGAGAGGAUGACAUGGUACUUCCAGAUGAUGUGGUGCAGUACCUUAGGACCCAGAAUUCUGGCCCCUCAGGUCACAACUCAGUGCAAGUGGACUACCAUUCCAACAAUCAGGCUCAGAACUACCAGGCAGGCAUGGCCCCACCAGCAUCAUUUUAUGCGCAGAGGAGGAUGGCCAUGGUGGAUGCCACCAUGACUCAGUCUGGUCAGGACAUGCAGUCUUGCCAGAUGGGUCAUGGUGGCUCCCAUCAGCCCUUCUCAGCACCAUCAGACAAUAUGAAAAAGAAUAACAUGCCAGUUCAGUGGAAUGAGGUGAGCUCAGGGACUGUGGACACCACAACCAAGCUAUCCAAACAGCAGCAGCAUCCUCUUAGGGGGAACCUAGCUGUUGUUCAGCAGAGGCACAAUUUUGGUUCCUACCAGGGACAAGGUCAAGGCCUGGGCAGCAACCAGCAGGUAGUGCCUAUGAGUCAGAAUAUGUCUUUGCAGGGGUAUGUGAACCACAACAGCCAGAGACUGAUCAACAUCCCCAACCAGCAGCAUCAGCAACAGAGGCAGUGCAACAGUGUGAACUUUAGUGAGCAAAUGAGUCCUCAGCAAGGAUUUGGCCAAGAGGCAAUCCCCAAUUCUAUAUCUGGGAGUACUAGCAUGAGACCUACCCGGAACAAUAUUGCAGAUCCAGAACUGCAAAAUUGCAGAGCAAGGACACAGAUUGAUGGGUAUUCUCAAGUAAACCAAGUUGAUCAGCAGCAAAAUUACAGCGUUUUUUCUCAGCAGCAGCAACAGCACAAUAACUACAAUGGUGGAAGAGGAAUGCUACAACCCAGGCCUCCAAUUGUGCCCAAGUCUGUUCCCAGACAACACACAGGGUCUAGCAUGAUGCAACCGAGCCGAAUACCCAAGUCAUCUGAUUUGUGCCCCAGUCAUGGUACUGACACCUCAGAGGCGAGUCCAAAGAGGCCCAGUGGCUCAGCAGCCCACAACAGCAACUCUGAAAAUCCAAACUCUGCUGUAUUUUACACAGGUCAGAUUCAAAUGUUUGAGCCGACGUUUGAUGCCCCAAUGUCCCCCACUGCCGGCCAGGCCCCUGCCUGCAACACCACUGCAGCACCUAACAUGGCCUCACCUGGAGUCAACCACGUCUCCAGCAGUACGGUGGAUUCUUCUACUGGCGGAUCUAGUUGCACGGAGCAUGCCCAGAUAGACUUUGACACCAUGCUAGAUGAUGGGGACCACUCCAGCCUAAUGUCAGGCACCCUGAGUCCUGGCCUUCUGCAGAGCCUCUCCCAGAAUUCCUCUCGUCUCACCACCCCUCGCAAUUCUGUCACCCUUGCGCCUGUACCUGCAGGAAUUGGCAACAUGGCCAUCGGUGACAUGAACUCUAUGCUCACAGCCUUGGCAGAAGAAAGCAAAUUCCUCAAUAUGAUAAGCUGAGAGCAUCAUCACCUCAUCACCCAUCCAGUCUUAAUCAUUUCUACAUCAGAAAUAUAUGGACUACACAAGCACUGAUUGAACAAUGCAAAACUGGUUAUUUCAUACAUUUCUGUUCUUGAUUGUCCAUAGUAAUAUGCUUAUCAUGUAAUAUUUGCUUCAGAUUAUAAUACGUUGCAUUAAAUAAAUAAUAGUAAGUAUAGUUAGGGUUAAGGACAAUUUCUAUCAUUGUUUAUUAAAAAGCCAUAUAUUUUACCUACAAAUAUAUGUUAGCCCAGGGUAUAUAAAGGCAUCUCUAAACAAUUGCCAUUCAGUGUUUGCUGGUGUAAUAGGCCUUUACAAAGUGGUGCACUGAGAACAGUUCACAUGUAGACCUUGGCUGAGGUCAUCAACAUUGAGUAUCUGAGUAUGAAAUGAAUGAGUUCACAGGAAAUGGACAUGAUAUGUAGAUAACAGAUAAUAUUUUGUCAUGAAGACCUUUAUGUGUAUAGAUUAUACUGUUUGGUACCUGCUUUAAGUUAUGCUAUAAACUUUUGAUGUUUAACCCAGGGCUGUCAAAGGUACAGUGGCAUAUGUACACCUACUAUUCAUUCACAAUGAAUCGUUAUUAAAGGGCAGGGUUGAUCAUUCUGUAUCUUCUCAGUAGCUUUCAUUCAGUUUAAAAUCCUAACAUUCACAUUUUGGUUGAAAUACAUAUGUUUUGGUGUCAAAAAGCUCCAUUCCCAAUGUAUCCUUAUCCACAUCCAGUGCGUAUUAGGGAUCGCAACUGGUACUUUCCUUCUUUGGAGAAGCAGAGCACUGGCCCAGAAUCUGACUAGUUUACUGCUGUUGACAACACAUUAGUUUAGAUCGGAGUCCAAAAGUCAUACAAUAAUACAAACCAAUUCACUGAAUGGUGGACCAACAACUCCUGUGUUCUGCAAGGUAAAACUACUGUUUUUGUCUGAGGAGUCUGAUGGGAGAGAAAGAGAGUGAUACAUACUGCUGUGGACACGGGCCAAAAGUAUUUUUAUCUGUUGAAGUGUAGGGUAUAUUUAGAAUAUUUUCACCCCUUUCCCUUGUACCCAGACCUGGAUACCGGACCCAAAGAUGGUGCCUGUUCAGUCCAGUGAGAAUUGCUUUCCUGGUGCCUAUGCCCAAAGCGUUUUCUGGCCUUUGGGUUAACUUCCACGUUAUGAGGCCCACUGAUUAAGCGCAGUAUUGUUUUGCCUUUUCUUUCAGCCCGACAGCUCUUCACAACAGAGAACUGUAGCCAUUAGCUACGCUCUCUACAAAGCAACCAAAAUCCAUUGACAAAAAUUGUAAUUUCACCUCACAAAACACAGGAGUAUUUUACCACCACCUCAUUCUGUUAGUUUGUUUGUGUAAAUGUGUGACUUUCGGACCCAAAGUAGCAUGACAUUUGCAGUUGUAACAUUAUAUUCUGUUUAUUGAACAUUUCAUGAUAUUCAUCAUGCAGCUAACCACAUAUCAACCACAUAUGUGCAAAAUCAAGCAUUUGACAGCUCUAGUUUAAACUCGUGGUUGUACAACUUUAUGAGCCACAGAUAUUAAGUGCUUUUUGAUCAUGGUAUGAACUCUUGGGGAUGGCACGGUAAAAUCAGAUUUCCUUCUUUGCCCUGAGGAUAAGAGGCAUUAAUUCUCCAUGGUCCCAUCUCACAAGGGUAAAUGAUUGAAAAGGACAAGGAUAUGCCUCUGUGUUAGUCUAUCAGGGCACACAAACCCCUAUGUCUGAUGAGGAGCAUUCUCUAAAAGAAUAUACAAGUACCUCUGUGUGUUCUCAGUAGAGAUCCAGUCCUAAUUAACACAUUCAUACCAGCCCCCUGCACUGCAGCCUAUACUUCCCCUGGGCUCUGAAGGAACUGCAGAGAGUCCAAGAAGGGACACAGACUUUGAAAAGAAACCCUGUUUCGGACAGGAUUGGCCAACUCGCCCUGCAAAUUUCUCCGUUUUAUAAUGUUUAAGUAGCCUUUAAAAUGUUUGUGUGUAUGCUUUCAUUCACUUUUACUAUGCUCAGUGUGUGUGUGUGUGUUUGUGUGAGUGUGUGUGUGUAUAUAGCUUUUGUACAUUUAAAAUAAACUAUCUCCCUUUUUUUU
Molecule: messenger RNA, 6674 nt
Organism: Centropristis striata (black sea bass)
Lineage: Eukaryota; Metazoa; Chordata; Actinopteri; Perciformes; Serranidae
Gene: gli2a
Product: GLI family zinc finger 2a
Exons: 13
Coding region: 1-4581 (1526 amino acids)
Biological process (GO): smoothened signaling pathway; regulation of transcription by RNA polymerase II
Cellular component (GO): nucleus
Molecular function (GO): DNA-binding transcription factor activity, RNA polymerase II-specific; RNA polymerase II cis-regulatory region sequence-specific DNA binding
Source: RefSeq, a predicted model, not a curated record